CUGAUCUACGCCGGAGGAGCAGAUCCAACUCAAUUUGGCGCUGAUGUACAUGGGCGCCUUCCACGUCACGGCGAGAGAUCCGAUCUUCUAUGCCCACCACUCCAACGGCGACCGCCUGUGGGAUUGUGGAGCGCGACCCACAAGGGUUUUGACGACCCGGCGUUCCUGAAUUCCUACACCUACUUCUAUGACGAGACGCUCCGGCUGGUUCGGAUCCGAUUCAGCGACGUGGUGGAGAUGGACAAGCUCCGGUACCGGUGCGAGGUGAUCGAAAACGCCUAG
Molecule: messenger RNA, 282 nt
Organism: Linum tenue
Lineage: Eukaryota; Viridiplantae; Streptophyta; Magnoliopsida; Malpighiales; Linaceae
Source: the annotation of a GenBank genome assembly